GCAACACGCUUAUAUGCUACUUUGUGGACCGACACGCUGGCCGCUUUUAACGUGUUUCUAGAGUUGUGCCGUGACUACUUUGGGAGCAGGCGGCACCCUCGUACCGUUUCGUCGUCCGCCCCUUUCAGGAAGAAACUCGUUUGCUCAUUUGCUACGUGUCCAAAGUCCACCGUCUCAUCCGAACUGUGCUCCAACUUUACGCGCUGCUCGAUUUAAACACUGCGUUUAAUCACUAGAAUUAUGUCUGGGACCAAAAAGCAGAAAACGGGUCUCCAAAGGGCAACCAAUGUUGUGUACCAGGCUCACCAUGUAAGCAGGACCAAACGAGGCCAAGUUGUAGGAACCAGAGGAGGCUUUCGGGGGUGCACAGUCUGGCUGACAGGGCUGUCGGGUGCGGGGAAAACAACUGUCGGCUUCGCUCUGGAGGAGUAUUUGGUUUCCCAUGCCAUUCCAUGCUAUUCCCUGGACGGUGACAACAUUCGGCAUGGCCUGAACAAGAACCUGGGCUUCAGCGCGGCAGACCGUGAGGAGAACGUCCGGCGUAUUGCCGAAGUGGCCAAGCUCUUCGCCGACGCCGGUCUAGUUUGUAUCACUAGCUUCAUUUCUCCCUUCACUAAGGAUCGAAACGAAGCAAGGAAGAUCCAUGAGAGCUCACGCUUGCCGUUCUUCGAGGUGUUUGUGAAUGCACCACUAGAGGUGUGUGAAAGCAGGGAUGUCAAGGGACUUUACAAAAAGGCUCGUGCUGGAGAGAUUAAAGGCUUCACUGGGAUUGACUCGGAUUAUGAGAAGCCAGAUUCUCCAGAGUUGGUUCUGAAGACUGGAGAGCUCACAGUGAAUGAGUGCAUUCAGUCCCUGGUGGAGCUCCUGAAGGACCAGGGAAUUGUGCCCAGUGGUGUGACAGAGGACGUUAGUGAGCUGUUUGUCCCCGAAAACAAGCUGAACCUGGCCCUAAGUGAUGCCAACAUUCUGCCCACCAUAGCCAUCACGAAGCUGGACCUGCAGUGGGUUCAGGUGCUGGCUGAAGGAUGGGCCACACCUCUGAAGGGCUUCAUGAGGGAGAGAGAGUACCUGCAGGUCCUACACUUCAACACCCUAAUUGAUGGUGGCACCAUCAACCUAUCUGUGCCCAUCGUGCUGCCAGUAUCCAAGGAGGUCAAAGACAAGCUGGAUGGCUGUGCUGCUUUCGCUCUGGAGUACAAAGGCUGCAGGGUGGCCAUCCUGCGCAACCCUGAGUUCUACGAGCACCGUAAGGAGGAGCGCUGUGCUCGCCAGUGGGGCACCACAUGUCCCCAGCACCCUUACAUCAAGAUGGUUAUGGAAGGAGGUGACUGGUUGGCUGGUGGAGAAUUGGAGGUGCUGGAGCGAAUCAGAUGGGAUGAUGGUCUGGACCAAUACCGGCUCACUCCAAAGGAGCUCAGACAAAAGUUUAAGGAAAUGGGAGCAGAUGCCAUCUUCGCCUUCCAGCUACGCAACCCAGUGCACAACGGACAUGCGCUGCUAAUGCAGGACACCAAGCAGCAGCUGCUGCAGCGGGGCUAUCAGCGGCCCAUGCUGCUGCUGCACCCGCUGGGCGGCUGGACCAAGGACGAUGACGUGCCGCUGGCCUGGCGCAUGCGUCAGCACGCCGCCGUCCUCGAAGAGGGCGUGCUCGACCCAGCCGGCACCAUCGUGGCCAUCUUCCCCUCACCCAUGAUGUACGCGGGCCCCACAGAGGUGCAGUGGCACUGUAGGUCCAGAAUGGUCGCCGGUGCUAACUUCUACAUCGUGGGCCGUGACCCAGCUGGCAUGCCCCACCCGGAGACCAAACAGGACCUUUAUGAGCCAACACAUGGUGGCAAAGUGCUAACCAUGGCACCAGGACUCACAUCCCUGGAGAUUAUUCCUUUCAGAGUUGCAGCUUACAAUAAAAUGAAGAAAGCAAUGGAUUUCUAUGACCAGGAGCGGCACGAUGAGUUUGAGUUCAUUUCUGGAACCAAGAUGAGGAGGCUGGCCAGCAGUGGGGAGAACCCUCCGGAAGGUUUUAUGGCCCCAAAGGCAUGGAAGGUCCUCACAGAGUACUACAGCUCCCUGCAGAAAAAUUAAACGUGGAUGCCAGUACAAUUCCAGUUCACAAAAGGCAACAGCCAAAUGUAAUCUUGAAAGAAAAAUACAACAUGUAGAUUUCAAGUCCUGUAUUUAUAAGUCCUGUUAACUCUAAGAUGGUUUUAUAUCGCUUCUAUGUAAUAUUUAAGGCUUCUUUUAAAAAAAAUAUUUUUGCGCUUUAGAGAUUAUGUGAAGCAGAUUGUGGGGCUUUGAGUUUGAGACAGAUUUUGCUAAUAGGUAGUGUUUUAAUUAUUAGAAAACAUCUGAAGUAAAUGGAUUUCAGGAGUUAAGCCAAAGCUAAACAACAGAAUCUGCCUAAAUCAUAUGGCUGGGUGAAGCGAAUUACUGAGAUUAAGGUCUUUUUUUUGCUGCUAAUCAGAUGGUUUCUGGUGAUAUUUGUUUUUAUGAAAAUGACAUUGGUUAUAGUAUAUAAACCUCAAUGGAAGAAUUAUACAAGGGUCAGUCUGCAGACAUUACGAAAGGUUCUUCUAAGCUUAAAGCCCCAGGAAAAAUAAUGUAAAACCUUUUUAAAAAAAAAAUAGUUUGUAUGAUAAACAUCUAGUUUUGAAUAUAAAACCAAGAUGCUCAAAAACAGAUUUUGCCAAAAUCUGAAUUUGGCAAAUCAUACCUGAGAACUACCUGGAUGUGGCCCUUAUAUUCUAAUAAAGUAUGUAUGAUGCCCAUAUUUACACUAUUCAAGUGGAACUACAUGUGAUGUAAGGGGAUAAAAUAUUGAUGAAGGUACCUAACAAUACUGAUGUAAGAGUUUGUGGCCAGAAUUAUUACAGUAGGCUCUGCUUGCCAGGUUGGGUUUUUCUCACUAGGCUGCUUAGACUUGGAGAGACUUUUGAUAAGAGCUAUCUGAGAAGGACAAGCAAAAGCUGCUUCAUGAUUGGUGAAGGGAAACCAUCACAAGCUUUAUCCAGUAUCAACACUGCCUGAAUUAUACUGAACUGAAAGCCUUAUGAAGGACAUGUAGACAUUGGAAAGUCAUUUAUUCAUACUUUGUACAUUUGUGUGCCCAAAUUACUGAGGUUAACUGAAUUAGAACCUAAUCUGGGGGUUUGAAUUACUUGGGGCUUGGAGAUAUCUUGUAAUGUCCUAUAGAACCAUUCCAUAAUUUUCAGCAUAUUCUUUUUAUUAAAUUUUACAUAAAAUGUACUUAGUGCCUUUAGUGUAUUGCUAACACUACAUUUCAAUCAAAAAAAUUACAUUUUCUUACCCACUUGUAUUUGAAAGCCAUGUGUCGAAUUCUUGAUGAGCAUGCAGCUGGAUUCUUAAUGCAAGAACAAACUAUGCAACAAAGUCUUAAGUGAUUGGUGAGGGGAAUGUUGUAGGAGUUCUCUGCACAUAUCUUAUCCUCCUUCAUUAAGUGCAUUAUGAUCCAUAUUUAAAACAUUUAUUGGUAUGUAUUAAAUAAACAACGUACAUGUAUUUUUUCUAGUUUUCACAGGAAAUGAAUGUAGUUUUUACAUUAUAUUAGUUUAGGUACAAUUGUGUACAGUAAUAUUUCAUCGUUUAACUAAGAACAACAAAAUCCCUAAACAAUACAGAGGGGGAAAUGCCUUUAGUAAAAGCCAGUGGUGCUCAACACAAUGUUCUCGUGCAUGUAUGUAUGUGGGUGUGUAUGUUUCAAACUGUGAUUGUGUUACUCAGUCACAGUCACAUGUUAAAAAAAACAAAACCCUGAAGUUUAAUUUGUACUGUUGAUUAAACAUUGCAUUCUUAAUAUACACACACUUGUCACUUGAGGUACUUUUUGUCAGUGUUCACUCUAAUCUGCACACACACUGCAGAAGUUUUUUUAAAAACAUGUUCAGAAAAAGGGUAGCCCAUACCUUUUCCAUUCUCACACAUGGUUUAGGGGGAGGGGGUUGUGGUUGGACCUGAAACACUGAGCAUUUUGCAGCACAUGUUGGCUCAUUUGAGAAUGGCCCCACACUUGAACCUUACAAUCUUGUAAUAAUAUAAUAACAUUCGUUAAUGAUAUCCCUAUUUAUUGCCGUUUCAAAUAAAUAUACAGUAAAUACCACAUUACACAUCACAACAGCUCUCAGUUCUCUGGAUAACACUAAUUUAUACACAUACUUGAUAUUUUGGUGUAAAAAGCAGUGUACCUGUAAACAUAUUUCAGUAUGUUCAUGAUGAGAGGUUGUACAGUCCCUUUUAAUAGCAAAAACCCAAACCAGGGAUGCACUGAAAUCGAACCUUUCAAUAUAAAAGGAACUUAUACAUUACCUGAUAUGUUUCAAAUACUACUUUAAAUUCAAUUAUAGCACAAGAAACUAAUGGUAUACGUAUUACUUGUCAGGGUUCCAUAUGCUUUUAAAACAUCAUCUCUCACAUAACUCGAGACAUUUUGUGGAGUAACAAAUACUUGGGGAACUGAAUGCCUAAAUGCCAGGAAGUGUUAAAGUGUUUACACAAAAGGAGCUCAGAGGAAGUGAUCACACAUUCAGUUUCAAAGCACACAUAACUGGGGCAUCUCCUUGUAGAACCAGUUUUUGUACUGAUGUGUUAAAAAAGACAAAAGGAAGAAAGUAAUAAAAAAAAAAAAAAAAAAAAAAAAAAAAAAAA
Electrophorus electricus (electric eel) is the source of this 4659-nucleotide messenger RNA. It is a transcript of the gene papss2b, whose product is annotated as 3'-phosphoadenosine 5'-phosphosulfate synthase 2b. Gene Ontology annotation, biological process: sulfate assimilation; 3'-phosphoadenosine 5'-phosphosulfate biosynthetic process. Gene Ontology annotation, molecular function: sulfate adenylyltransferase (ATP) activity; ATP binding; adenylylsulfate kinase activity. The record is from RefSeq and is a predicted model, not a curated record. NCBI's taxonomy places the organism in Eukaryota, Metazoa, Chordata, Actinopteri, Gymnotiformes, Gymnotidae.